GCUGGCUGUGCUGGCUCUCCUGUCCCCUCUCCCCUCCCCCAAACCCCUCCCCAAUCAUCGGCACCUGAGCAGGAGGAGGAGGGAGAAGCCGCAGCCCACAGCUCUCCCUGCAUAAGUUUCUUCUCUUCUUCCAAGAUGAUGUUUCUGCUAAUCAAACAUGCUUCUUCUCAUCUUCCGUCAUAGUAAUCUGGAUGUUCCUUGCACACUUUUCAUGCUUGAUUUUGGUUUUUUCCUCUCUUGAUUCAUCGCCCUGAACCAAGCAGGAAUUUUGUCCUUGUUGUUGUGGCAGGAUAGGGACGAGGAGGGAGAAGAAGGGGAUAAAAGUCUUGUGACAUGGCUUCGCCGUUUGAUCCUGCUCUUGUGCCUGGAGGGAGAUGACGACACGAGGCCUCGUCAAUCUUCAGGUUGCAUCUGCAUCGCCGCUGCUACAAAAAUUACUAGCCUGUUCUGAAGGAGGAGAUUUCAUACUAGAUGUCAGACAUUCUUGCAGUAGCUCUAGGAGGAGCUGCAGGAGGUUUGGCAUUAGUUGGUGCCAUCACACUCAUUGUAGUGCUAUGCCUACGGCACCGCAGAAGGAAUUCAGAUUCUUCAGAGAGUAAUUCGUCGGGUCAAGCUCUUUCAGACGUGCAAGGAGCAAGAUGUAUGACACUGGAGGAACUAAGGUCUGCUACAAAUAACUUCAGCAGCUCGAAUCUCGUCGGACAUGGAAUGUUUGGAGAAGUAUACAACGGUUUGCUACAGGAUGGCACAAUUAUAGCGGUUAAAAGGCGGCAUUCUCCUCCUAGCCAGGAGUUUCUUCAUGAGGUUAAUUACCUGUCGUCGAUCCGUCGUCACCCCAACCUUGUAAAUCUCUUGGGGUAUUGCCAGGACAAUGGCAUGCAGAUGCUUGUUUAUCAGUAUGUCCCCAAUGGCAGCAUUUCUACGCAUUUGCAUGGCAACGGCAAUUCUCCAACGGUGAGGCUAGAAUUCAAGCAGAGACUUGCUAUUGCUCAUGGAACCGCUAAGGGGUUGAGUCACCUGCAUUCCAUGACCCCUCCUGCUGUUCACAUGAACUUCAAAACUGCUAAUGUCCUGGUGGAUGCGGAUUUCGUACCAAAAGUUGCUGAUACUGGCAUCCGAGGCCUACUUGAUCGACUAGGCAAUGCUGGGCCGCCUUCAAUGAUAUUCAAUGAUCCAUUCGUCGACCCCCGGGGGAAGGAGUCCAUGAUUUUUUCCAUACAGAGUGAUGUCUACAGUUUUGGUGUGUUCCUUGUGGAGUUGAUCAGUGGAAGGACGGCUGCGUCUGAUCAAGGCAUUAUUGAAUGGGUUCAAAACUUUCAAGAAUCAAGUGAUAUCUCUACAAUAGCAGAUAGGAGAAUGACCAGUGGCUUUACCCCACAAGGCAUGAAGGAAUUGUUGCGCUUGGCAUUGCGGUGCGUGAACCCGACAAGCGAGAAUCGUCCGUCGAUGAGCCUGGUGGAAGCUGAGAUACACCGGAUACGCAAGCAGGAGAUCAGGAGGACGACAGGCAUGCCAGUGGGCGACACAACUGUGACCCUAGGCAGCCAGCUCUUCACAUCACCAAGAUGAAGAAGCAUGGAAAGUUAUAGCAUUUCAAAGGCUAAGCUAGGUUUCCUCUUUCAGGGUUAUAGAUUAGCUAUUCUAGCUCCAAUUUUGCCCCAUUAGUUUCUUCUCAUAUUGAGCCAGCUCAUCACCAGCUGUGCAACUCAAGUGUACAAAAAAGGAGGAGCUGUUAGGCUUCCCUUUUCACCCCUGGUUUAUUUUCUUCGUUAUUCGACAUAGGGUUUCAACUUGUACAAAAAAGAAUGACAAUUCUUUUUUGCUAGACUUUUGUAACACCGAGAGAGUAGCGCCAAACUGGUAACUUUAUAUAUCUCUACAAUUUUAGACAUUUGCCAUUA
Messenger RNA from Triticum aestivum (bread wheat), 1901 nucleotides. RefSeq names its product wall-associated receptor kinase-like 20. The record is from RefSeq and is a predicted model, not a curated record. Bases 472 to 1569 code for a protein of 365 amino acids. Gene Ontology annotation, biological process: protein phosphorylation. NCBI's taxonomy places the organism in Eukaryota, Viridiplantae, Streptophyta, Magnoliopsida, Poales, Poaceae. Gene Ontology annotation, molecular function: protein kinase activity; ATP binding. The transcript is spliced from 9 exons.